Ixodes scapularis (black-legged tick) is the source of this 1206-nucleotide messenger RNA. RefSeq names its product tetraspanin-14-like. The transcript has a single exon. Bases 1 to 1206 code for a protein of 401 amino acids. The record is from RefSeq and is a predicted model, not a curated record. Lineage: Eukaryota; Metazoa; Arthropoda; Arachnida; Ixodida; Ixodidae. Gene Ontology annotation, cellular component: membrane.
AUGGUUGCCGCGACUUCGGAUGUUCCAACACCUGAUCCGUUGAAGCCGCUUCACAACGUCAAUAAGGAUUUCAAGACGUCCAGGAUUACAUUGGAAACAGGAAAAAAGACUAAGAAUUCCCAUUCGUCAUCGCUCUCUUCAACCGUACGCUUGGACGUGAGUUUCAUAAGGCGAGCCAUCAUCGUCGGCACUAACCUCCUCGUCAUGCUGCUUUCCUUAGUCGUCCUGUGGGCCAGCUUCGGGGCUUCCCACAACCGACCGGGUCAGUCGAUUGCCUUCUGGAGCAACCUUUUUAACAAGUCAUUCCUCUUCACCUUCGUGAUGCACUUCGAGAUAGCUCUGAUUCUAAUCAGCGUACUCGCAUUAAUCACGUCAUCCGCCGGCUUCCUCGGCGCUCUCCGCGAAAAUGUUUUUUUCCUCCACGUCUAUCACGUCGGCAUCGUUAUAUUCCUCGGGAGCGACGCCAUAGUCGCCUUUCUCGUCGCAUUUCUACCGCAUGUCCUGAGGAACUUCAUCAAAAGAGGCGGGUACGUGGACUUUAUAACUUCGUACAGGGAGAGCCCGGACCUGCAAAAUAUCAUCGACAACCUGCAAGAGACUCUCCGGUGCUGCGGUCUGUCGAGGGACUCCUUCCGUGACUGGGAACUCAACGAUUACUUCCGCUGCCUGGACGCCAACCCGAGUCGCGAGCGCUGCGGCGUACCGGCCUCUUGCUGUCGAGUCAACAACACCGCGACGAAUCCUCCCAACGCGCUUUGCGGUUCGGGAAUCCUCCUGACCGACGAACAGAACGCCUGGGCGAACAUCUACACGCGGAGUUGCGCCGACGCUGCCCUUUCGUAUUUCCGCCACCACAUGCUGGACUACAUCUUCAUCUGCGUCGCCCUCGCAUUGUUCAUGGUCUUUUUGUUAGUCACGUCCGUCAUCCUUCUCGACGAUAUAAAGAACAUGAGGCUCAUCUACUCCACCUAUUACGGCAUUCUGGCUCGCGGGCAGGAAGGGAUGAAGAGAGCGAAUGUGUCUCUGCCGGCUAGUCCCAAGGCAGGCACCCCGCUAGGAGAAGACGACGCUGUCAUGAAGGCGCUUCGUCACCACAUUGGGCGCGCUCACUCGGUGGCAGUCGGGGGCAUGAAGAGUGCUUCUGCAAGCCUUAGCCGCCUUUCUGCUUCUCACCAUUCGAAGCCUCGUCCGAAGGAAGGGGUGUGA